Molecule: messenger RNA, 264 nt
Organism: Neurospora tetraspora
Lineage: Eukaryota; Fungi; Ascomycota; Sordariomycetes; Sordariales; Sordariaceae
Exons: 2
Coding region: 1-264 (87 amino acids)
Source: RefSeq, a predicted model, not a curated record
AUGUCACCGAACACCGAGGAUCAUGGCAAGCGAGCCCAGACGGCAUGGCGUUCAGAUUUGACACAGAGAUCCAAAUUGCAGAAGCUCUGGCAAUCGUCCAGGUUGUGCACCCUCCCUGCCAGUCCAGACGGUUCGAAGCCUGCCACGGUGCAGAUUUUUACGACGGCUGUGAGGUGCUCCGGCACAGCCCGCUCCACAACAACAACCGGAAUUCCUGGUUUGGAGGCGUCGGACAAAGGACCAAAGCCGACAACACAAGCAUGA